Messenger RNA from Poeciliopsis prolifica (blackstripe livebearer), 4656 nucleotides. RefSeq names its product choline/ethanolamine phosphotransferase 1b (gene cept1b). Gene Ontology annotation, cellular component: endoplasmic reticulum membrane; Golgi apparatus. NCBI's taxonomy places the organism in Eukaryota, Metazoa, Chordata, Actinopteri, Cyprinodontiformes, Poeciliidae. The transcript has 10 exons. Gene Ontology annotation, molecular function: ethanolaminephosphotransferase activity; diacylglycerol cholinephosphotransferase activity. Gene Ontology annotation, biological process: phosphatidylethanolamine biosynthetic process. The coding region runs from base 317 to 1588 and encodes 423 amino acids. The record is from RefSeq and is a predicted model, not a curated record.
CUGACUGAAGUACACGUCGCGAGAUUUCCGUGAUGGCUAACGAUAACUAGCUCACUGAGCCGACUGGGUGCUGGGACACCGGGUCGUGGAUAUUUCUCUACAGUUGCAGACGCUGCUCUGGAUCAUACACAGUAAAUCGGAGCGGACACUACAAGGACAAGCUGGCUGUUGGACUUAAGCUUCAUAACUGACCCGUGGACAGUCCGUGGUUCCCGUGCUUUAAUCGCCAGAAGUCAUCCAGCCACAUCGUGGAUCUUUAGCCCUCCAGGCAGGACAGUGGCAGAGGCAGAGCCAUCAGGGAUCACAUCAGGGCUCCAUGAGCACCAAGGGACAGCAAGGGGGGAGCCUGCGUACUCGCCGAAGCCUUACCCGGGACAAGGAUCAGAGGCCAGGCACAGGCAUGGAGGCGGCCUGCUGGCUGUCUCCUGGGGUGCUGCGCAGGCUGAUUGAGCUUCCUUCUCCCCCUCUAUCCCGGCACCAGCUAAAGAGACUGGAGGAGCAUAGGUACAGCAGUGCUGGACGCUCGCUGCUGGAGCCUCUGAUGCAACGCUAUUGGGAGUGGUUGGUUGGACAAGUCCCUUCCUGGAUUGCCCCCAACCUCAUCACCAUCGUCGGCCUGGCCACCAAUGUCUUCACCACCCUCGUGCUUGUCUACUACUGCCCCACUGCCACUGAGCAGGCUCCUCUCUGGGCAUACCUAAUGUGUGCAGUGGGUCUCUUUAUCUACCAGUCAUUGGAUGCCAUUGAUGGAAAACAGGCCAGACGCACCAAUAGCAGCUCUCCAUUGGGCGAGCUGUUUGACCACGGCUGCGACUCCCUCUCUACAGUGUUUGUUGUACUGGGAACCAGUAUAGCAGUGCAACUGGGGACCAACCCAGACUGGAUGUUCUUCUGCUGCUUCGCUGGGAUGUUUAUGUUCUACUGUGCCCACUGGCAAACAUACGUGUCAGGAACGCUACGCUUUGGCAUAUUUGACAUAACAGAGUUGCAGCUCUGUCUAGCAGGAUUACAGAUGCUCACAGCCACUGUUGGUCCCUCCCUGUGGAACAUGAUGAUUCCCGUCCUAAAUAUCCAGAUGAAAAUGAUUCCAGCCAUUUGCACUUUAUUAGGAGCCAUCUUCUCUUGCACAAAUUACUUCAGAGUUAUAUUUACUGGAGGUGUUGGUAAAAAUGGAUCCACAAUAGCAGGAACCAGCGUCCUCUCUCCUGUCCUACAUAUUGGUUCAGUUAUAAUUUUGGCAAUGAUGAUAUACAAAAAGUCUGCUGUUCAGCUCUUCGAGAAACAUCCAUGUCUGUAUAUCCUGGCGUUUGGUUUCGUAUCAGCCAAAAUCACAAAUAAAUUAGUUGUAGCACAUAUGACAAAAAGUGAGAUGCAUCUCCAUGAUUUAGCCUUCUUGGGGCCAGGAUUACUGUUUCUCGAUCAGUAUUUCAAUAGUUUUAUUGAUGAAUACCUUGUACUCUGGAUUGCACUGAUCAUUUCUCUGUUUGACCUGGUGCGCUACUGUGUCAGUGUUUGCAACCAGAUUGCCUGCCAUCUUCACAUUUUUGUUUUCAAAAUCAAGCCUUUGCUUAGUCCCCAGUCCAGCUAAUCACUGAGGGGACGCCAGCCAUUACUGACUCUGUCCCUUCCACUUAGUCGCACUCAUCUUCUCUUCCCUCAGUUUUACUCCUGAAGAGGCAGGAGUUGAUGUGGUGUAAAAUAUGUGCUUCUGCCAACUGAAUAUGAGGACAAAUAUGAUGCAAUAGGAUACUGGAGUAUUACUGUCAUUUUUUCUUUUCUAUGUUUUUUCCACCAAUACAGAAUUGAAUUUCUGACAAAUUCAUGGUUACGAUGAGCAAAUGUUUCAGAGGAGUACAGGUGCUACUCUGUGCGUCCAAGGAGAGAAACUUACAUGUGUUUUAACUGUAUAAGUGCAAGAAAAUGUACAACGAACGAAUCAAGGUUUUUGCUUUUCAUGAUAAGGAUUUUUGUAAUAUUUGCCUAACUUUAACUUUUGCUAUUGUAAAUAGGAAACUGUUACAGUGUGCUUCUCUUAAGUUAAACGUCCUGCUACAACACAUAUAAAUAUAUAAAUAUAUAUAUAAAUUUCAUGUAUUGGAUUUUUAAUGCAACUUCAUCUUCUGCACAUGAAUCAAAACUGUGCUGCUAUUUUGUAUCAGCAAAAUGUGUUUUUGAAGGAAACAGCAGCAACUUUAUUUUAUUAUGUAACAUAUCAGAACAUAUUUUUUUUAUUUUCAUUUCUUUUGUACUUCAAAAAUAUUCACUGCCAGUCCAUUCUCGGUUUAAUCUGUUGAUAUUUUGUUUUGCUUUCUGCAUUACUGGGUUUUGUACACUUUAAAGUUUAAUGAGAAGGUUUUCUUUGCUUUAUUUUUUGGUUACAAAAAACAUUUUCACAAGUGGGAAAGGAGAACUAUAUUGAGUGAAAGGACUCUUUAAAGGCAUUUAUAGUUUUGCAGGUGUGUAUGAGAGACUAAUAGUGGCCUUUGAUCUCUACAGUAAUUUGGUAGUAAUUUCACACAUUUUGAGCUUUUGAUAACUAAAAUAAAAACUUGUGUUUCAGUCUUGUCACGGUUCACCGGCUGUCGCAUCCACUCCGCCCAAAAAGAAAUCCCAUGAAAAGACCAAAUCAUACCUGCAUGUCUCACUUUUAUUGCCUACUUUUACUGAGAUGUUUGCACCAACUUGAUAUGUAACGGUGGGUGAUACAUUAUUUUGAUUAAAAUUUAUCUAAUUUUCUAAGCUGCUCAUUCUUCUAUUUUAACAUUUUUUUCCUUACCAUUUUUUCUUAGAUUGCGAUGUAAAUUGUGAUUAAAAUCACCAAGUCUGUUAAUUCAUAGUAACAUAUGAAUAAAUGACAGCAAAAUGAUGCAAACUUAAUGACACCGAAUUGUGACUUUUAUUUGAAAGUCCUUCUUAGAGCAUCUGAUGGUUUUUUUUCUUCUUUUUUUUUCCCUACAUUUGUCUUUUCAUGGGAUUUGUGGAUAAGAAAUCCCCAGACUCUCACCAGACUGAUGAAUGAACACAGUGCAGCUGCCUGGCUGAAUCCUCCUUGAGAGCUGUGUCUAAUAUUGAUCUCACCGUUUCCCCCAAACACGUCUGCUGUAACAACAAGUGCACACGUGAAUGAAUGCGCAGGAGAUGAGGUGUAAAAACAAGCUCAUGUUUUAUUUCCCCUUUUUUUUUGUGAUGAUCAAGUUUAUUAAAACCCCAUCUGUUCUGUUUGCGGUUGCUGCUGCUCACUCACCUCAGACUCACGCCGUGUUUAAGAUUGCUGCUGCUGCUGGAGAGGGUUUCCAUUGCUGGUCUGGAUUCAUACAGACCAGGUUAUAAUUUCCUGCUUAUGCAUUUUGUGCCUGUCAAUGUUUGUUUGUUUGGUUUUUUUUUCAAAUUCUUUUUCUAGGACUAUACAGUUUUUUUUACCAUCUGUAAUGCCAAGUGUUCAGUCUCAAAAAGUGUGCAGUAUCUCAGUUUCCAUUAACCAAUUUCAAAAUGAUUGUGGUGUUUAAUCAUCCAGAUAUCUGAUUAUAUCUUUACAUAAGUGUUGGAAGACUGGCUCACCCAGAUCAGACUUUUUCUUUUUAUACAUUUAUUUGAGAAGGGAUUUUCUGAAAAUAAAAACUUUAAUCCAGAAGAAUGUUUAAUGGGUUUUGACACUCUACAUAAAAAAAAUAAUAAUCUUGCUUUACACAAGCAUGUCAUAUAUGCCAAAUCAAAUUUUUGAUUCAUUUUAGAACAAACCAGCUAAAAAUUAAUUUGAAUUUUUGAGUAACACUGUUUUAAAUAAAAGAUUGACUAAAAAUUGGUAGAUUUCUUUCCAACACCUGAAAAAUAAUGUAAAAAUUGAAUUGGUAGAAAAAUUACUUUGACAAAAUCCAAUAUUUUAGGUUCCCAGUCCCCAUUGUAAAUCAGGUAAUAAAAAAAUAAGAGGCUUUAUAUGUCAAAAACACUGAACAUUUACCAAUUGCAAUUUCAAAAACUUUAUUUGUCUUCAAACUGAACUAAGCUGCAUUCAAAUGUUUGCUGAAUAGGAUGCCUAAAAGACUUGCGGUUUAUAAUAAAAUUACAACAAUCUAGAGGGAUUUGGGUGAUCCAGGUCAUCAAAAGAACAUAGCGGAGGGCUCCACUUUGCAGAUUUGGUAUGAAAUACAAGGUACAUUUAAGAAAAGUCAUAGAAUGUCAUUUUCCUGUCUUUAUUUCUGGUUCUCAGUGUUCUAGGACAAAAUAAGGAAUGAACUGGUUCCUCGAUCUGCAUGUUGUAGUAUUCCACUGUACAGUUUGUAUCUGGAGAGGCUUUGUAUGACUUCUACCUGAAAACUCAGCUGAACAACUUUUCAUAAUGACUGUGGUACACCACCAUCACUGCAGCUUGUGUGCUUAUAGUUCCUGGCAUCAGGUCCACUUUCAUCUGUGAAGUUAAAAAAGAUGCCUUAAUGAACUCAUUCGUUUUCUAUUACUUUGUACAAAUUGAAGCCUUUCUCGAUGAGCGCGUUGUCACCGUGUGCACGUGCUCUCAGAAGCUUGUGGAAAAAUUUGUCUUCUGUUGGCCAGAAUGCCAAGCUCAGGUAUUUCACCAGUGUGCGCCACAGUGUGUUGGAUCACCUGACAAUCUCUGCUUCAUCUAACAAUGCAAAUAAAUUUAAUAUUCCCACCUAAAAA